Stegastes partitus (bicolor damselfish) is the source of this 1098-nucleotide messenger RNA. RefSeq names its product prolactin releasing hormone receptor 2a (gene prlhr2a). The transcript has 2 exons. Gene Ontology annotation, molecular function: neuropeptide Y receptor activity; neuropeptide binding. Gene Ontology annotation, biological process: G protein-coupled receptor signaling pathway. Gene Ontology annotation, cellular component: neuron projection; plasma membrane. Lineage: Eukaryota; Metazoa; Chordata; Actinopteri; Pomacentridae. The coding region runs from base 1 to 1098 and encodes 365 amino acids. The record is from RefSeq and is a predicted model, not a curated record.
AUGGAGGACACAGGCAGCGGCUGGGCAGCAGAGCUCACCCCUCCGUAUGUGAUGCCUGACGUGAAUGGGAAUGACAGCGGUCAGGUGUUCGAGGUGGCACUGCAGAACAGCUCCUCCAAGCGCAGCUCCCAGUUUGUGGGCGUGGAGCUGCUGCAGUCUUUCAAGCUGCUCAUCAUUCCCUGCUACACCCUGGUGGCUCUGGUGGGUGUCUUUGGCAACUAUCUGCUGCUCUACGUCAUUUGCCGCACACGCAAGAUGCAUAACGUCACCAACUUUUUCAUCGGAAACCUGGCCUUCUCCGACAUGCUGAUGUGUGCCACGUGCGUCCCCUUCACGCUGGCUUACGCCUUCAACCCUCACGGCUGGGUCUUUGGCCGCUUCAUGUGCUACCUGGUGUACCUCAUCCAGCCCGUGACGGUGUACGUGUCAGUCUUCACUCUCACUGCCAUCGGCGUGGACAGAUAUUAUGCCACAGUGCACCCUCUGAAAAAGCGCAUCUCAGUCUUGGCCUGCACCUACCUCCUGUCUGGGAUCUGGCUGCUGUCCUGUGGUCUGGUGGCUCCGGCUGUGGCUCACACCUACCAUGUGGAGUUUAAAAAUGAAGGCUUCACCAUCUGCGAGGAGUUCUGGAUGGACCAAGAGAGGGAGCGGCUGGCUUACGCCUACAGCACCCUCUUCAUCACCUACGUCCUGCCUCUGUCGGCGCUCUGCAUAUCUUACCUGUGCAUCUCCGUCAAACUGCGGAACUGCGUCGUUCCCGGACACCACACCCAGAGCCAGGCCGAGGCUCAGCGCAUGCGCAAGCGCAAGACCUUCCGUCUGGUGAGCCUCGUGGUGGCAGCGUUUGGCAUUUGCUGGAUGCCCAUCAGCGUGUUCAACGUUCUGCGUGACAUUGACAUCGAUCUGAUUGAUAAGCGGUACUUUCUGCUCAUUCAGCUGCUCUGCCACCUGUGUGCGAUGAGCUCAUCCUGCUGUAACCCUUUCCUCUACGCAUGGCUGCACGACCGCUUCCGUGCCGAGCUGCGCAAAAUGUUCACGUGCCGCCGUCGCAUCGGCAUCUCAGCCAACAACUGUGCCACAGCCAGUGUGGUUUUGUGA